Messenger RNA from Protopterus annectens (West African lungfish), 4220 nucleotides. RefSeq names its product dishevelled binding antagonist of beta catenin 1 (gene DACT1). Gene Ontology annotation, cellular component: cytoplasm. The record is from RefSeq and is a predicted model, not a curated record. The coding region runs from base 498 to 3065 and encodes 855 amino acids. Gene Ontology annotation, biological process: regulation of Wnt signaling pathway, planar cell polarity pathway; negative regulation of JNK cascade; negative regulation of canonical Wnt signaling pathway. Lineage: Eukaryota; Metazoa; Chordata; Ceratodontiformes; Protopteridae. The transcript has 4 exons.
GCAGCCUAGCCAUCAGGCAGCGGUAGGUUCCCUCCAGUGAGGGGAGAGCUGGGUUCAUAUAUCAGCGGGCGGGCGGUGAGAGCAAAAGCAAAGAGCUGUCAGGCACGCGGGGGCUGCAGAGGCGAGUGAGCGUUAGCUUUUGAGCUGCUUUGGUGCUGCUGCUGCACUCGACAUUCACUAGGUCAAAGCAAUACUCGGAAGACGUGAAAAUCUGGCCACACUAAAGCUUUUCCCUUCACUGCAGCGUUUGCUGUCACUUGAGCUCUAUUUUUGUUGAUAAAAGGAUUUGAUUCUUGAUUUAUUGUGGAUGCAUACUCUUUUGAUAUUUCCUUUCCAGCUGGUGGAAUUUAUUCAGUGUAACUAUGACUUACUGAUGCCAUUUCAGUCGUGCUGAACUGCAUCAAGCUUUUCGACAGGAACAUUAAUGUUCGAUUUCCAUUUGAUAGCUACAGAAGUUCAACAUCCAUGCUGUGACUAAGAAGCUUUGGUCUAACAUCAUGAAACAGACACCAGCUGGUUUGAUGCUCACUGCACCAAAAGACUGCUCAGAAAUCCGGGACACGCAGGAUGGGGAGCAGCGGUACCGGGACAGAGUGGAUGCAGCUCUGGAGAGGCAGCGGCUGCGAGACCGGGGAGAGACAGACCUGGAGAGGCAACGGUUGCGAGACCGGGGAGAGGCAGAUCUGGAUAGGCAACGCAUACGGGACAGACUGGAAGCUACACUUGCUGGUCUUGGGGAGUUGCACUACCUCAGGCAAAGACAGGAAAUGCUGGUUCGGGGGAUCCUGAGUGUCCGGUUUGGGGCUAACAUUCCUUCAAUCGGGGAACAUCACAAAACCAGUGGACUAUCACAAGACGAGCUGUACCUGAGCCCAGAGGAAAAACUACUGGAGGAAAAUAUUUUAUUGCUAAGAAAACAGCUGAACUGUUUAAGGAGGAGAGAUGCUGGCCUUAUAACACAGCUGCAGGAGUUGGACAAACAGAUAAGUGAUCUGAAACUGGACGUAGAAAAAGCCUCCUUUGAACAACUGGAAACUGACAGCCGUCCCAGUUCAGGAUUUUAUGAGCUAAGCGAUGGGGCCUCAGGCUCCCUUUCCAACUCCUCCAACUCCGUUUUCAGUGAAUGUUUAUCCAGUUGCCACUCUAGCACCUGCUUCUGCAGCCCCUUAGAUGCAUCACUGAGUGUCACAGAUGGACGUCCCAAGUCUGCAGACGACCUUCAUAGCUUGGAUUAUGGUGAAGGCCAGUAUGAAGACCAGACAUCAGCCAGUGUUCAACGUUCAUUUUCUUCACCUCAUUCUAACUCAUCUGAAAUGUCUGCAGAUGUUCAUCCAAAAUAUCAGUGCGAUCUGAUAUCCAAAAACGGGAGUGAUGUGUAUCGAUACCCAAGUCCUCUGCAUGCAGUGGCAGUACAAAGCCCAAUGUUCUUUCAGACAACGAUGGGAAGCACCAAACUGGAAGAAAAACUCCAUUUCAGUGCUAGUGAUAUGUCUGGGUCUGAACUAAACCCUGCAAAGCCAGAAUUCUCAUCCUUGCCCCAGAGUAAUUCUUGGCCAGCCUCCCAACCAUCGUCAAAUAAAAAGUUAGAUAACUACAUCUUCAGCCUAAUUCAGAAAAAGGCACAGCCAAUAAGGACUAACAAACCAAGGACAAACUUAAACACAGAUGCUGCAAAGGGCAUUUUUAGACAAGGCAGUGUCUGUGUAAGGCAGACCACUGGUGUAUUGCAAGGUAACACUGCUGACCUUAAGCCUACAAGACAGGUGUCUUUACCUUGUAGUGAAACAAACACUACUGAUAAUAAUAUGCCAUCACCAGGAAAGCAGUGGUCAAACGAUUCUAGCAAUGAUCCCAUAGAAAAUAGACUUGCAGAAGUGACUGUUGGCUUCUCUCAUGGAAACAGCAAUGGACUUCAGACUAAUAGUUUGCCAAAGAAAAUCACUAAUAUGAUAGUUCAAGUACCAUCCCCAUGCCCUGUUUCCGUAGUGUACCAAAGUGGAAGUGUUCAGCACUCAGGCACUUUGCCUAAUGAGAAUACACAUAAACAAAUGGAGACUUAUGAGGACAUCAAUGGCGUCAAAACAGUUCAGCACGUGUCACCAAGGAAAGGGCAGAGGUCACCUCAUAUUGUCUGGUCUGUUGAAGAAAGGCCUCCUUUAGAACUCAGGAGUGAAGGUUCUUCCUCACAGAGCCUGGAUGAUGGGCACUUAGUGAAUGCUCGAUAUAUACCAGCAGAGCAGCAGAAUAUUAGGGUUCACAGAGGCAUUAAACAUGUAAAGAUCGUCAAAGUUAAGAGUGCUUCUCAAAAAAAUCGAAUGCAUAUUAGUAGCAUACCUGAGCACAGUUUACAGUUAGGCAAAGACAAAACAAAAGUUUCCACAAAAAAAUGCCACUUCUCUGAAGAUGUGGACACAAACAAGAAAGCAGUGAAGAAAUUUUCUUCAAGAGGCAAGAAAGUAAUUAGCCCACAGUUAGAGAAUAUGCUUCCAGUUAGACAAACCGGGUUAUCUAAGACUGUGUUGAAACAUAAUAUUCAUGGACGAGAAGUCUUUCUUGCUAAACCCAGACACAAACGUGAUUAUCGUCGAUGGAAGACGAUUGCCGAGAUCUCUUAUGAAGAGGCACUGAGGCGUGCCAGAAGGCGACACAGGAGGGAAAUGAUCAGUGCCUGUAUGCAGAUGCCAAUUCAUUACCGCAGUCCUUAUGCUUAUAUCGGAAGCGACUCAGAGUACUCGGCAGAAUGUGAGUCGCUGUUCCACUCUACUGUGGUAGACACUAGUGAAGAUGAACAGAGUAACUAUACUACAAACUGCUUUGGGGACAGUGAGUCAAGUCUAAGUGAGGCAGACUUUGUGGUAGGAAGUAGCACUACCAGCGACUCUGAGGAGAAUGGAGGUCUUGUCUGGCCACAGUUUGGUCAACCUCUUACAGUGCAGUCUGUUGGAGUCCCUGAACUUCAUAAUGCAUCACCUAAGACUUUUGUCAAGAUCAAAGCGUCCCAUAAUUUAAAGAAGAAGAUUCUCCGCUUUAGAUCUGGCUCGCUAAAAUUAAUGACAACUGUCUAAAAUUAUUAGCAGCCUUCCUUAAGCUUAUGUUCAGUGAUAUGACAAAGAACUAACUUAAAGCAGACUUUCAAAAUGUUUUUUAAUGUUUGUAAAUAUGUCCAAAGAUUUUUUAAAUUAAAGUAUAUUAUAUAUAUAUAUAUUAUAUAAAUGUAUAUCUAUUGCUGUAUUAUUGUUCAGAGUAACUGUGUAAAGAAUUGUGUUUAAAUUGCAUGUUAAUAAUUACAAGUAUACGUUAAGUAACUCUGAAGGAAUACAAUGCAUCUGUCCAUAAAAAAAAGUUCAACAGCUAAAACAAUCCUGUUCCCUACUUUCAGGAAUACUUGGUAUCUUUACUAACCACUCAGCUCUGCAGCUUACGUUCAGCUUGUAACAUGACUGCUUGUCUGCAUGGCUAAUGUUUGCUUUAACUGUUUUUUAACAGUGACUUGUACAUUGUAGUCACUAUCCAUAGUGACAGAUGACAAUAUAGUCCAUUUUAUGCAAUAAGAAGGUGCUUACACUGUGCUGUUAGUGGCUAAACCAUUCUCAAGCAAGUAAGGAGUGCUGCAGAUGUACUCAGAGUUUAUAAAAAUAUUUUUUCCAUGUUGUUUGUAAAUGUACGUGGAAAUAACCAUUCAUUUGCAGAUAAUGGUUGAUAGUGAUAAGUGGGAAGAUUGAAGCUUGCUGAAAUCCAGUAAGUUUCAAGGUAUUUUCCAGAAAAUUCUUAGUGGUACUCAUUCACAGUCUAUUAGAAUGACUGCAUUUAUAUAACUACAGGGACUCCAUAGCAUGCCACCUGUAUUUGACAAUGCAUUUCUAAGUAUUUUUUUGUACCUUCCUAUCACAAUCAGAUCAGAACUCACAGUUCUGAUCAUUAAAAUUACAAUGGGUACCCAGUUUUUCUCUGUCUAAUUCUAAACCCAUUUCUGUGAGCACUUAUUAAAAAAAAGUUGCACAUUUUGGGUGUCAGAAGUUCAUAAACUAAAGAAUCCCAUAGUUUAGUACUAAGGAAUGUUAAUGCAUGUAGUUAUAAAGGUUUACGCAAGCAAAUUAUUUGAAAGCAAGGAAAUAAAUCCAAACUGUAUGUGAAAAGCAUUAUAAAAUGGAUCUAAUACCUCAUGAAGUUUAUAGUUUCAAAAAGUCAACAGAGACAGCAAAAGCAAUACUAUAACUAGA